Canariomyces notabilis is the source of this 1728-nucleotide messenger RNA. RefSeq names its product kinase-like protein. Gene Ontology annotation, biological process: protein phosphorylation. Gene Ontology annotation, molecular function: ATP binding; protein kinase activity. The transcript has 2 exons. NCBI's taxonomy places the organism in Eukaryota, Fungi, Ascomycota, Sordariomycetes, Sordariales, Chaetomiaceae. Bases 1 to 1728 code for a protein of 575 amino acids. The record is from RefSeq and is a predicted model, not a curated record.
AUGCCUCACCCUCUUGCCUUGUUCUCUCUGACACCGCUCAACAAGCGAGCUGAGCAAGUUGUAGAGGAUCCAUGCAACAAGCACCUCGUUUCCACCUUGGAAGGCGGUGCAUCGGCGCUCGAUGUCGGUCAGGUUCGGCCGGCAUCAGCGGACGAUGCCACCUUGGCGACACUAGGACGCUGCGGCGAUAUCUUUGUUGAGGGCGCUAGUAUUUCGAAGAUUCAAUGCUCGUUCGAGAUUGACCGAGAAACCGGCAUCGUCAUGUUCUACGACAGAUCCCACGGACAGACAAGCCAGGUCUACGGCGAAAAUGCAGUGCAAUUCGAGCAUGGGCGUCCCCGCAAAGUCGUCGUGCAGCAGGACCUCAACACCAUAAUUGGAAUGGGUGGCGUGGGCCGUAAUCUCGUGCGAUUCCAGCUACGAUGGCACUAUACCCCCGAUGAGGUGAUGGCGAAGGUCAAGGAGCGACAGAGCAACAGUGUGCAGUACAACCCCCGUCUCGCACGAACCCUUAAUGAGGCCGACACAGUCGCACCCUCCCGAAUGGGGACUCGAAUACAUACACCGGGGCCGCGGCAGCCGAAAGUGAGGUGGAAACAAAUAGGGAAGGCUCUAGGAGCUGGGCAGUUUGGUACAGUCUAUAAAGCCUUAGACCUAGACUCGGGCAGGAUCAUGGCUGUGAAAACGACGGCGAGGCCCCCCGGUGUAAAUGGGGAUCAUUUGUGGGCGACGUUAAAGCGUGAAGUCGAAAUCCUUUCCAGUAUGAGUCAUAACUAUAUCGUGGACUACAUUUUCUCGCAGGGUUGGGAAGAAGGCGGAGCUGAGAUCUUCAUGGGACUGAAGGAAGGCACACUCGAAUCUCUAGUGCUCCAUGGCUGCUCAGUCCCUGCUCACGAGCUCGCUAGUACGGUCUUCCAUCACAUGCUUCAAGCCCUCGAUUUCCUUUCGGCACAGGGCAUCAUCCAUCGAGACUUGAAGCCAGAAAAUAUCCUAUACAUGUCCUGCGGAAACGGAUACCACUUUCAACUUGGCGACUUUGGCCUCUGCAACCGCCAAGCUCUCGCAAAAACAUUCGCCGGCAGCCCGCUAUAUAUGGCCCCAGAAAUGUACUACGGCGGGAAGCAGACGUCCAAGGCUGAUGUCUGGUCGCUCUUCGUCGUUACCCUGUGGACGCUAGAUGUAGGCGGGUUCCGUCGGCUCGAACGGACGUUCUCCACCUAUGACCAUGUCCAGAAGACCGUCUUGUCACUUGCCAACAGUUCAGCUCUUUCAAAAGCCAGGGAGAUGGCAAGGGUCGAUUUCAGUACGCGGGCUUCCGCAGCACAGAUGCUGGUUCGGUGCUUUAGAGGAGAAGGGCUCACGACUCCGAUAAGUCAAAUCCCUCCGAUUGUCGAUUCUGUCGACUCGGAGGAUGGUGCAGCUUCGCCUGCAGACGCCAAGAGCAAGGCGCCCGCCGCAAUGCCAGACACGAACGCCGCCGGCCGCACUCCGGUUGCUGCCAAGGAACGGCUAGCGACUGCAGCCGCCAGGGGACGCGGGAUUGCCAAGAAUAAGUCCCGACUGCCACAGAGGAGGUUGUUGCAGCCGGAUCCCGUUGACGUCCUCAUAAGGCAACCAGGCCCAUCUGGUGUAAGGGACGUUCCAGAAAAAGCACCGGCUGGUCGGCGACCGCCCGGCUCUCAAGCUACGAAUGUUUACCAAAUACCCGGAGCGUUCCCUAGGAGCUAA